Rhopalosiphum padi (bird cherry-oat aphid) is the source of this 2372-nucleotide messenger RNA. RefSeq names its product X-linked retinitis pigmentosa GTPase regulator-like. The transcript has 13 exons. NCBI's taxonomy places the organism in Eukaryota, Metazoa, Arthropoda, Insecta, Hemiptera, Aphididae. The record is from RefSeq and is a predicted model, not a curated record. Bases 140 to 1639 code for a protein of 499 amino acids.
UGGCAACCACGUGUGUAACUACCGUAAACACAAUGUGCGGUACGUUUUCUGGUUACCUAUAAAUCACCACGCUUUGUUCGUGUUCGCACAAGGAUUUUAUUCCGGAAAAUAUUAGUGUGGAAAAUCGCGGGUCGUCGACAUGUCCGAAGAAGACGUGAUACCGGAAACCGGAGCAGUAUUCACGUAUGGUAAAAGUAGUUUUGCAGACAAUAUUCCAAGUCACUUUUUCAUCAGAAAUGAUCCAGUGAUCGAAAUAAGUUGCGGGGAAGAACAUUCCGGAAUCGUCUGCAAAAACGGAAGAGUAUUUUGUUUUGGAAAAAAUAGUUUCGGACAACUUGGGCUAGGACAUACGGAAAAUGUUUACAAGCCUAAUUGCGUUAAAAGUUUAAAACCAGAUAAGGUGAAGCAUAUAGCCUGUGGACGGUCACACACAAUUGUUUCAACAGAGAAUAACAUUCUUUAUGGAUUUGGUGAUAACAGCGACGGCCAACUCGGACAAUCAGUGGCGAAUGUGACUUACAGCGACGUGCCCAUCGAAGUUACCCGUUUCAACGAUAAAAAUAUCAUUCAACUAUCCGCCGGAUCGUAUCACACGGCUGUCCUCAUAGAAAACGGCGAUGUUUAUGUCUGGGGCUCGAACAGCGACAGACAACUAGGAUUGAACUCGUUGAACGAUGAUUCGGUCAACGUUAGUGUGCCGACUAUCGUGCCUAUCGCUGUACCCGUUGUGUACGUAUCGUGCGGGCACACUCACACCGCGUUCGUCACGAAAAUCGGAGACUUGUAUACGUGCGGCGAUCGAGAGUAUGGAAAACUUGGCCAUGGCCUGUGGUCACUUAGCCGGGUCGAUACGACGGAGAAGAUCGUUAAAGUCGCUUGCGGGGCUAACCACACGAUUGCAUUGAACGAUGCGGGAAAAGUGUUUGUUUGCGGCAACAAUGAUUGUGGGCAAAUAGGUCUGCGAAGUGUUACAUCACAAGGUCAUCUGUACCCUUGUCCCAUUACAAAUGAACCGAUUGUUCAGAUUGUAUGCGGCCAGAGCCACAGUGCUUUUAUUACCGCAAGCGGUAAACUAUUUAUGUGUGGCGAUGGAAAAUACGGAAAACUCUGCAUAGACGACAAUCAAAUAACAACUCCAAUGCUCGUAUUGGCGUUCGUAGAAAAAAGUUUAAAAGUACAGAUGGUCAGUUGUGGAGGGAAUCAUACUUUAAUUCAUGCCGAGCCUCUUGAAAACGAUCUCUCCAAUAAUAGUUUACAACAAAUAAAAUCAUCUGACUCGUUACCUCCAUUAAGGGUUUCGAAAAAGAUAAUCGAAGAGCGAAAAGAGAAUAUUGAACCAUUUACGUCGAUUACUCCAGCUAAUGUUAACGAUUCAGAAGUAUUAAACGUUGUUAAAGAAAGCGUAAAAGAAAUCAACACAAAUAUGAUCGAUCAACAAAUUAAAGUGGAUAAAAAGUCGUUCAAUGAUAAUAUACCAACAGAAAUAAAAAUCACAAAUAUAGAUGAUAAAUCAGUAGAGAAAGAAGGAAAAAACACAAACAUGUUGGUUGCUAAUGAGAAAAACGAAAAAAAAGUAGUAAAUAAAUCAAAAUAUCCUAGAAAUGAGAGAGUACGGUCUCGCUUGUGUAUAGUCAUUUAAAAGAAAGAUACAUACUUAUUAAUACAAUAUAUUAUUUAUUAUUAUCAUAUAUAUAAUACAUAAAUUAUAUUACUUGGACAACUUUUAGUUUUACGUAUGUACAAUUUUAAUAUAGACCUACUAUGAUUAUUGACUAUAUAAUAUAAUGUUAUUAAUACUACGUUUAAUCUCAUUGUUUAAUUAAGAUUUAUAUAGUAUUAUUAUUAUAUUCAUUUAGAUACACUUUAAACAUUAUUAAAUUGAGUGAAGGCCAUUAAUUGAUUUUUUUUUUCAACAUUGCUCUAAAUAGUUUUAGCUUAUUUCGAACUGUAGAAAAUAGAUAUCAAAGAUUUAUAAUAUCUGUUUUAAUGACAUUCUUCUCAAAUGAUAAUCCGUAAUAUAUAUACGGGUGUAUGAAUCGUAAUACAGAAAUCAUACUGCAGUGACAGUGUGACACGCCUUCGUAUGAAUUUACAAUAUUAUGGGUAGCAGCAUGUCAUAUAACAAUUAACAGUCCCUGUAUGGGCUAUCAGAAAAACUAAACAAUAAAUUGAACGAUAAAUAACAACUAUAGGUCGUCAAAAAUGCUGAUGUUUAUUUUAUAAUAAAUAAAGCGUAUUUCAAAAUAAACAAUAAUACAAUCUUUUGAAAUUAUCAUUUCAACUAUUGUCAAAUCAUCUCUGUUUUUUUGAUUUUGUCAUGACUCGUACCAUUCUGUAAGUAAUAAUGUAUUGUAAUAUAAUAAACACAUAUU